This is a messenger RNA of Cornus florida, 1352 nucleotides long. Its product is annotated as GDSL esterase/lipase At5g33370-like. Bases 103 to 1209 code for a protein of 368 amino acids. The record is from RefSeq and is a predicted model, not a curated record. Gene Ontology annotation, molecular function: hydrolase activity, acting on ester bonds. NCBI's taxonomy places the organism in Eukaryota, Viridiplantae, Streptophyta, Magnoliopsida, Cornales, Cornaceae. The transcript has 5 exons.
UACAUUCUCAUCCCAAAGGCAUUGGUGUAAAAACAUUAUACAUAUAUAUACAAAGAGCUGUUCUAUAUACUCUGCAGGCUAGGGUCAUCCAGAGACAAGUCCAUGGACAGCUCAUUUGGCUUCAUUUCUACCAUGAUUCUAGGUCUGGUUUUGGCAUUGUGGACAGUGGCUCCACAAGCCGAAGCCCAAGCCCGGGCUUUCUUCGUGUUCGGAGACUCACUCGUCGACAAUGGCAACAACAACUAUCUCCUCACCAGUGCCAGAGCCGACUCUCCUCCAUAUGGCAUUGACUACCCUACUCACCAUCCCACCGGACGCUUCUCUAAUGGCCUUAACAUACCGGACAUUAUCAGUGAGGAAAUGGGCACUGAACCAACAUUGCCAUACUUGAGUCCAGAGCUCACAGGACAGAGACUACUUGUUGGUGCCAACUUUGCAUCUGCUGGGAUAGGGAUCCUCAAUGACACCGGAAUUCAGUUUCUGAAUAUAAUCCGAAUUGGAAAACAAUUGGAGUAUUUUGAACAGUACCAGCAGCGGGUGAGUGGACUCAUCGGAUCCGAUCAGACUCAGAGACUCGUAAAUGAUGGUCUUGUCCUCAUAACCCUAGGCGGGAAUGACUUCGUUAACAACUAUUACUUGAUUCCUUUCUCUGCAAGAUCGCGCCAAUUCGCGCUUCCUGAUUAUGUUACUUAUCUCAUUUCUGAGUAUCGAAAAAUUCUAAUGAGGUUAUAUGAUUUGGGAGCUAGAAGGGUUCUGGUGACCGGAACCGGACCAAUGGGUUGUGUCCCGGCAGAGUUAGCACUGCGGAGCAGAACAGGUGAAUGUGCAGUGGAUCUGCAGCGUGCCGCGGCAUUGUUCAACCCACAACUUGUUGAGAUGAUAAAUGGACUCAACGGUGAACUUGGAAGUGAUAUCUUUGUUGCUGCUAAUACAAUGGCAACGCAUUUGGAUUUCAUUUCUGAUCCUCAAGCUUAUGGGUUUGUUACGUCGAAGGUAGCAUGUUGUGGCCAAGGACCUUACAAUGGGCUCGGACUUUGCACGCCGCUGUCAAACCUGUGCCCAAACAGGGAUUUGUACGCGUUUUGGGAUGCAUUCCAUCCAUCUGAAAGGGCAAACAGACUGAUUGUGCAGCAGAUCAUGAUCGGCUCGACCGAGUACAUGCACCCCAUGAACCUCAGCACCAUCCUGGCCUUGGAUUCCAGGACCUAAUUUACACUCUUUAUUCUAUAGUAAUUAAUUAAUUAAUGUUCAAUAUCCUGGGUGUUUUGAUAUCUUAAAUUCAUGCUGUUUAAUUUGUUUCUAUGAAUGUGGUGAAACUAUAUAUAUAUUAGAGAGUGUUUUUAUAUCUUAAA